Molecule: messenger RNA, 762 nt
Organism: Hyaloscypha bicolor E
Lineage: Eukaryota; Fungi; Ascomycota; Leotiomycetes; Helotiales; Hyaloscyphaceae
Product: class I glutamine amidotransferase-like protein
Exons: 5
Coding region: 1-762 (253 amino acids)
Source: RefSeq, a predicted model, not a curated record
AUGGGGCCGGCAAAGGUACUCUUCGUGAUGGCCGAUUAUGGACAUGAUCCAACAGAAACUGCUGUCCCAUACGCAGCGUUUAAGCUAGCAGGAUUCGAGGUUCAAUUCGCGACAGAGAAUGGAAAGGCACCAGAGUGUGAUAAGAAGAUGCUCCGAGGUAUCACACAAAAGCUACUUGGGGCAACCAAGCCUGCCGUCAAUGCCUACGAUGAGAUGUCCAAAACCACCGAAUUCCUCCAACCGGUAUCCUGGUCCUCCCCGGAUUUCUCCCUCGACUCUUAUAACUUAGUAUUCCUUCCCGGCGGACACGAAAAGGGGGUUCGGCAAGUCAUCGACUCUCCUAUAAUCCACAAACAGCUCGCACAAUACUUCCCUGCAACCAGGAAGCCCAGCAAGAAGGCGGUUGCGGCUAUCUGCCAUGGAGUGAUGGUUCUCUCGGAGACACUAGACGCUGACGGGAAGAGCAUAAUACAUGAAUGUGACACGACUGCUCUACCUGCACGCUUUGAACAAGUUGCAUUUUGGGGAACAAGAGCAUUUUUAGGGGAUUAUUACAAGACCUAUGGGGUAGGAAGUGAUGAUGUUGAGGUGUCGGUUAGGAAACGACUAGACAAUCCCGCGAAGCAAUACAAAAAUAGUCUAUCACCAAGCCCGUUCGUCGUACAGGAAGAGAAAUUCAACUACCUCAGCGGCAGAUUCCCUAAUGAUGCUCAGCUACUGGCAGAAAAGACGAUUGCUUUAGUUCAAAGCAUAUUAUCAUAA